This is a messenger RNA of Physella acuta, 1297 nucleotides long. Its product is annotated as Na(+)/citrate cotransporter-like. The record is from RefSeq and is a predicted model, not a curated record. Gene Ontology annotation, molecular function: alpha-ketoglutarate transmembrane transporter activity; sodium:dicarboxylate symporter activity; fumarate transmembrane transporter activity. Gene Ontology annotation, biological process: cellular response to lithium ion; succinate transmembrane transport; alpha-ketoglutarate transport. NCBI's taxonomy places the organism in Eukaryota, Metazoa, Mollusca, Gastropoda, Physidae. Gene Ontology annotation, cellular component: plasma membrane.
AACAUGGUCUUCAGUCGCACGGUGGCCGACAUGACGCGUGAACCGGUCGUGACGUUCGCAUCGUGGAUGACGUUUGGAUUUCCCACGGCUUUCCUCAUCCUCAUCGCCUGCUAUUUUUGGAUGUGUAUUUCGGCUUUUGGAUACAGACGAAUCUUGAAGUGCGAGACAAUGGUGACGUCAGAUGAAGUGAAGCGGAUGAAGCAGACGAUACAGGGAGAGUACAGCAGACUUGGAAACAUUAAGUUCAGCGAGGUGAUCGUCCUCCUUCACUUCUUUGCCCUGGUGGUGCUGUGGAUGUUUCGGUUCCCUGGCACCUUCCCUGGGUGGGCAACGUUCUUCAAACCCAGGUAUGUUACAGACGGCACGACCGCCAUAGCCCUUGCUGUUAGUCUCUUCGUCUUCCCCAACACAAGACCAAACGUGUUGUUCUUUAGGAGGAAGGGAGAUACCAGCCAAUCUAGAUCAAUGCCUGCUAUACUAACAUGGAAGACGACAUCUAGGAAAGUACCUUGGGGAGUUUUGUUCCUUCUUGGUGGAGGCUUUGCGCUAUCCGAGGGGAUUAAGGUAUCUGGGCUGUCCAAGGUCAUCGCCUCCAAUGUCAUGUUCAUGCAGCACAUGCCAGCUUGGCUCACGUGUCUGCUGGUCAUCGCUCUGACGUCAGCACUGACCGAGGUGUCGUCAAAUACGGUGGUGGCGGUUCUGCUGUUGCCAAUGUUAAAAAAUCUGGCUGCUGUAAUGAGAGUCCACCCCUUGUAUCUUAUGCUUCCCGCCACCGUAGCAUCGUCCUUGGCCUUCAUGUUGCCCAUGGCUACAGCGCCCAACGCGCUUGUGUUUGCAUACGGGGAUGUCAAGGUCAUAGAUAUGGUUAAGACUGGUCUGGCUUUGAACGUUUUCGGAAUUGGAGUAGCCGUUCUUGGUGUCAACACUUGGGGCGAUUCCCUAUUUGAUCUGGGAUCGUUUCCUGCCUGGGCUAGCAUUACCUCUGUGUAAUGGGCAUCACAUUACAUUACCUCUGUGUAAUGGACAUCACAUUACAUUACCUCUGUGUAAUGGACAUCACAUUACAUUACCUCUGUGUAAUGGGCAUCACAUUACAUUACCUCUGUGUAAUGGACAUCACAUUACAUUACCUCUGUGUAAAGGGCAUCACAUUACAAAACAUCCGUGUAAUGUGCAACGUAUUAAAUAAUGACGUGAAAAUAAUAAGAGGUUUCUAUACCACAAGCGUUGAUUAACAUGUUUCAAAUUAGUUAAGUAAUAUUUUUGUAACAGUAGUACUCAUUUUAAAUGUAGAGAA